This is a messenger RNA of Alligator sinensis (Chinese alligator), 1885 nucleotides long. RefSeq names its product chromosome unknown C16orf87 homolog (gene HDIP1). The coding region runs from base 110 to 574 and encodes 154 amino acids. Lineage: Eukaryota; Metazoa; Chordata; Crocodylia; Alligatoridae. The record is from RefSeq and is a predicted model, not a curated record. The transcript is spliced from 4 exons.
AAGCGCGCCCCUUUGUACGUGUCGCGGGCUGCGGCCGGGCGGGGCGGGUGUAGGUGUCGCGUGUUCCUGCGGCUGCCUGAGCUGCGGCUCGUCCGCUGGGGCCGGGAGCAUGUCCUCGAGCCGGGCCAAGAAAGUGAAGAUGGCCACGAAGUCCUGCCCGGACUGCGACCAGCAGGUUCCUGUUGCAUGCAAAUCGUGCCCUUGUGGCUACAUAUUUAUUAGUCGAAAGCUCUUGCACGCUAAACGUGCCGAAAAAUCGCCUCCCACUGCAGAGAACAGGAGUGAGGCCAAGAGGAGGCGAACAGAAAGAGUUAAGCGAGAGAAGAUAAACUCUGCAGUAAACAAAGACUUAGAAAACAGAAAAAGGUCCAGAUCUAACAGCCAGUCGGAUCAUAGCAGACGGGGAAGAGGAAGACCCAAAACUGCCUCAGCCAAGAAACACGAGGAAGAGAGAGAAAAACAGGAAAAAGAAGUUGACAUGUAUGCUAACCUUUCAGAUGAAAAGGCUUUCGUGUUUUCAGUGGCGUUGGCGGAAAUAAACAGAAAAAUUAUCAAUCAGAGACUUAUUCUGUAAUUCGUCAGCACAAUUGGAUGCAUUUGUAUGCAAGAUGACUAGCAUAUUUCCAAGGUGUCGUGGACUCUCAGGAAGCAUGUUGUCUGUGUCGACAAGGACCAAAGUUUUCCCUGUUAAAACUGUGCUGCUGUUUUAAAGCUCAGAUUUUUGGGUAUCUACGACAUAAAGAAGAAAUGUCAAGCUUUUGUUCUGAAAAUCAGAAAGCAAAAAUGCUUUAUGCCUUGAAGACUAAAGGUAGACAAAUGCACAGAGAGAAUGCACCCUUUCCAGAGCACUUCAAUAUUUGUUGCCAGACAUGCAAUAUUUUAAAUUUCAGAAAAAUGAUUUUUCUUUUAAAACAAAAUAUAUUUCAGAUUUUUCAAUUAUAUUACAGUUUACACAUGUACAGUUCUAACGUUUUAAUAAAUUGGUAUUCUAUUAUUGAACUGCGAAUUAAUUGCAUUUAUAACAUUAAAGUUAUUUUGGUUUGAUUCCUUUCGAUUCAAUAUUGGUAUGCAUCCGAGAACUUUUUUGGGUGGUUAUUUUUAUCACUUUUUUUUUAGUUCAUUUAAUAGCUAUGACCCUAAAAUAGUUAGUUAGUUUGCAGCUGGUAGCUGCUUGUUACAUUAGCAUUCCACCCCCUGCCCCCACACACUUGAUGAUUUUCCUGUCACCUGUGGAUAGAGAACAUAGAUAUUCUGUGGUAUAGACAUGCCACUAGAUUUUCCUGUGGACCUAAAGACAGUGGGACUAGAAGGGACUUCAGGAGGUUACCUAGUCCACCUGCUCAAGGUAGGAUCAUCCCUUACUCUGCAGAGCCAAUGAAUAGAGACACCAUAUCUUAAUCUGCUGCUUAUUGCCAAAGUUCAAAUUAUCUUUUUGUAGGCAGUCUUCCAGAUGUUCAGUUUCUGGUCAGUGUUCUCAUAAAUAUUUAAGAUAGAGUUUAGCUGACUCUCUAGAAAUAAGUAAGCUUGUCAAACAGAUUUAGGGAAAACAUCCUAAUUAUAGAUGUAAUCUUUAACUAGGAACAUAGAUUGUUUAAUUGAAGAACUACAGUGCAUCUAGUCACUGAGAUUGUACAUUAAUAAGUAUGUCUAAAAUGAAAACUACCAUAUUUACGUGAAUUAAAAGCAUCUCUGAAUUUUAGACAACCCUCCAAUUAUUAGAUUCUAGACCAGAAAAAUUUUAUAAAUGGGCUGAAGCUGCAAGAUAGGGCUUUUUAUCCCAUGUUAAAUGCGGGGGAAACCUUGUCUUGGAUUCAAGUAAAUACUGUAAUUAAAUGGACUCUCUUACUACUGAUAAUCUCUGUAAAAAAACAAAACAAAAAAACUG